GCCCAGUGGGCGUGUCUUAGAGUAGCUCCGCCCUGUUGUGCUUGACGCAGCGAAUCCCGGAAGAGAAGCGGCUGCUGCCUGUCAUUGAGUGGAGCUGCAGGUGGGGGAGAGCAGUGAGAUGCAUCGAGGAGCCGGCCGCGCACUGACUCUCCCAGGGACUGACAAAUGGAGAACCAAGCAAAGUUGCAAUGGACUGGAUGAAACAUCCUGAUACAUCGCUCUCCCACGUGUCAUGGCAUCAGAGAUGGAGAAGACUGACGCCCUCCUUCACACCUUCAGCAUGGCCUCUGCACUCUCCAGUUUAGGACUUGGGCUCUUCUGCUUUGUGGCCGAUAGAGUUCAGCAGGCGGCAUUCAUCCAGCAAAAGGAUUGGCUGAGAGCACUUUCUGAUAGCACCACCCACUGCGUGAUAGGCAUGUGGUCCUGGGCCAUUGUCAUUGGCUUGAGGAAGAGAAGUGACUUUUGCGAAGUGGCCCUCGCUGGUUUCUUUGCCUCGGUUAUUGACCUGGAUCACUUUUUCCUUGCCGGCUCUGUCUCCUUAAAGGCUGCUACAAACCUUCAGCGUCGCCCCCCUCUCCAUUGCUCCACUCUCAUUCCGGUGGUGGCCCUCACACUCAAGUUCCUCAUGCAGCUCCUGAGACUUAAGGACUCCUGGUGUUUCCUUCCUUGGAUGCUGUUUAUAUCAUGGACUUCCCACCAUGUUCGAGACGGAAUACGCCACGGACUGUGGAUCUGUCCGUUUGGAAAGACAUCCCCUCUGCCUUACUGGCUCUAUGUGAUGAUCACUGCCUCCAUGCCCAGCCUGUGCUCCCUAAUCAUGUGUCUCACUGGAACGAGACAACUCAUGACGACAAAGCACGGGAUACACAUCGAUGUGUAACGUUAACAGAUGCCUUGAAAUCUCAUGAAUCUGAGUGUUUACAAAAACAUUCUCUCACCUUUUCUCCACCCAGUUCCACCACUUUUACCUCUAGAAGACACAUCACAUUUAUACUUCUAUAUGACACUGGGUACAGUUGUUGAAGCCUUAAGUAGUGUGUUCCCAUUAAUGGCUCAUAUUCAGGGUUACCUGCUGGGGGAUAUUAAGCUUCCUUCAUCUUUAUCCCAUCUCCUGACAUGACAUUCUCUAACGGAAAAGAAGAAAUUACCCUCACACACCCUGACCGUCUAAUAGAUAUGAAUCCUCGAUGAAAGAGGAUUGGCAACCUCAAAUUCAGUAUAGAAGAACAGAAGAUCACCGGCACAA
Messenger RNA from Xenopus laevis (African clawed frog), 1246 nucleotides. RefSeq names its product transmembrane protein 267 S homeolog (gene tmem267.S). Lineage: Eukaryota; Metazoa; Chordata; Amphibia; Anura; Pipidae. The transcript is spliced from 3 exons. Gene Ontology annotation, cellular component: membrane. The record is from RefSeq and is a predicted model, not a curated record. Bases 233 to 880 code for a protein of 215 amino acids.